Molecule: messenger RNA, 1410 nt
Organism: Aedes albopictus (Asian tiger mosquito)
Lineage: Eukaryota; Metazoa; Arthropoda; Insecta; Diptera; Culicidae
Product: protein enabled homolog
Exons: 1
Coding region: 1-1410 (469 amino acids)
Source: RefSeq, a predicted model, not a curated record
AUGCCCGGUGACCAAUCGCUGCACCACGCACACACGCUCGACGAACAUCGGUCAGACUGCGUACAGUGCGAUCGCCUGAACGGCGACGAAAACAUGGUGCAGUGCGAUGGUUGCCAAACUUGGUGGCACUUUUCGUGCGCCGGAGUAACCGAUUCGAUUAAGGAUCGUUCUUGGUCUUGCCCAAAGUGUCAGGUGGAUGACCUGGGCAGCAUCGCACGGACAUCUCGUGGAUCCCGAUGCUCGAACCAAUCCGGACGGUCCGCGAGAAUCAAUCUGCAGCUUGAGAAGCUUAAUGAGCUCCAAGCAAUCCAGCAGAAGUUUGUCGAGCAGAAGUACAAACUGCUCGAAUCCCAACUGGAGCUAGAUGAAGAGAGCGAAAGUGUUCGAAGCAAACGCAGCAAAGUGAGCAAACAAGCCAGCAUCGCGAAGGUUGCGAAUUGGGUGAAAAGUUGCGCAGAGCAGAAGGAGGACGCCAUCAUUCCUCCCACUUCAACGGAGACAGGCCGUCCGUCGUUGCCGCCAGCCCCUUCCAACCAACCGAAGCCAGUUACCGCUACCGCUAGCAGUUACGCCACAGUCCAAGUCCAGCAGCCAGAUAGUGGGAAUCAACAGAGUCCGCUGAAGCAUCCUUCGUUGCCAAAUCAACGAUCGUUCGGAGUGGCUCCAGCGACAGGAGCCCUCAUAUCCGGUCCGACCCAGGACGGAGACCCAAUCAGGCAGGCCGUCUUCAACAAGGUGACAGGAACCGUACCUCUAGCGCAGUCUACUCCAGCACAAAUGUCUUGCACUGAGCAGGCAUAUAAACAACCUCCGCCGGCCCCAGCCGUGGUGUCCAAAUCGACGACAGUGCCUUCGACGGCGCCAGUGUGCGCACUACCAGAACCGGUUUCAACAAAAUGCUUCACGUCGAAUCCGAGUUCGUUUCCCGCUAUGAUGCUUCCGCCUAACCCGCAGCUAUUCGCUGCCCCGCAGCACCAGUUGAACUUUAUACCGGAGAACCCCUCAACCGAGCAGCCGUUUGCCAGACCUCCUUCGGUGUCUGUACAGGCCCCGCCGCAGUCUUUGGUGGAACAGAGGAUGCCAGAGAUUCCACGUCCAAUCGUUUCACACCAUCAACAAGGGAAUUUGGGCCCAUAUCACGUUGGCGCCCCCAUGCCGCCGAUGCUCCACGCCACGUCGACGUUACCGCCUGCUGCGGUACCAUAUCGUAUACCAACGUAUCCUGUAUUCCAGCCGAUGUACCAACAUGCACCACCGUCGGGACCUGCGCCAACCGUUGGAACUCUGGCGGCAGCCCCGCCGGCAGUCGCGUCUUCAUACGCGGCCGCUACGCCUCCAUCAUCGCCGCCCCCGCCACCGCAACCCGAAUCUCCUAAUAGAGAAGUAUCUUUCCCUCAGCCAUCCACCUGA